Lactuca virosa is the source of this 249-nucleotide messenger RNA. Lineage: Eukaryota; Viridiplantae; Streptophyta; Magnoliopsida; Asterales; Asteraceae. The record is from the annotation of a GenBank genome assembly.
AUGCGAGGGGGGACAGAUGGCGAAGCUCGGAAGGCGUCAACGCUUAGCCACGCGUCGGAUCAGGAGAGGACCGCGCCUUCGGUGCGAGGUGGCUGCAACACGCGUCGGACACGGGGCAUCUCGCAUGCGAGAUUUUCUUCUCCUUUUAACUUCGAAGGCAGCUACAAGCGAUUUUACAGAUCGAAAUUUGAUUUUGGGGGAAAUCUUAAUGAAAUGAGGAUACUUCCGAGAGAUGUUGUGAUGAGAUGA